UGAAUUGAAACAACAAAAUAUAGCAUAUUUUUUAUUAACCUUAAAUAAGUGAUAGAAAGAAGAAGGUGAAGGUUACAUGAAAGUUAAAAAUAGUGCAAUUUAAUUUUUAAUUAUUAUUUUUACAUAAAUAAUAUUCAUUUUAAGUUCCGUGUUUUGUUUUAUUCCGCGCCCAAAAUUGAUAUUACUUGAUUUUCUUGCUUCGAAUUAAUUUCAACAAUUGAGAGAAAUACAUACAUUUUUUAUUGAAAUUUUUUUUAACUACACAAGAUGACUGAAACGAAGAAAACUCCAACAGCUCUAAGAUUUGUUUUUAGUGGUUUAUCAGGGAUGGGCGCGACAUGUAUAGUUCAGCCUCUAGAUUUAGUUAAAACACGUAUGCAAAUUCAAGGAGUUGGUGGUGCAGCAAGAGAAUACAAAAAUUCCUUACAUUGUAUAUCAACCAUUGUUAGUAAAGAAGGACCCUUAGCAUUAUAUAAAGGUAUUGGUGCUGCAUUAUUACGACAAGCUACAUAUACUACAGGACGUAUAGGUGUAUAUACAUUUUUAAAUGAUUAUUAUAGACAAAAUUAUAAAGGUGAACCAAAUUUAUUAUCAAGUAUGGCUAUGGGUAUGAUAGCUGGAGCAUGUGGAGCGUUUAUCGGAACUCCAGCCGAAGUAGCUCUAAUUAGAAUGACUGCUGAUGGUAAAUUACCACUUGCAGAAAGAAGAAAUUAUACGAAUGUUGUGAAUGCAUUAGCAAGAAUAACUACAGAAGAGGGUGUUACAGCAUUGUGGCGAGGAUGUACGGCAACAGUUGGACGAGCUAUGGUUGUUAAUAUGGUGCAAUUAGCAUCAUAUUCGCAAGCAAAAGGCUAUUUUGCACAAAUUUUUGAAAUGCAAGAAGGUAUAAAAUUACAUUUUUCGGCUAGUAUGGUGUCAGGAUUUUUAACAACAGCUGCUUCAAUGCCAGUUGACAUUGCCAAAACUAGAAUUCAAAAUAUGAAAAUCACUGACGGCAAGCCUGAAUAUCGUGGUACCAUUGAUGUUUUAGCAAAAGUUGCAAGACAUGAAGGAAUAUUUGCUUUAUGGAAAGGUUUUACUCCAUACUUUUGCCGUUUAGGACCACAUACAGUGUUGACAUUUAUAUUCCUGGAACAAAUAAAUCAAAUUUAUUCAAAAUAUGUGUUAGGAUCAACUAGUGGCGGAUCAGGACUAUAAACAUUUCAAUAAUUUUUCAAUAAUUAAAAUCAAAACGGACAACUAAACAAAAUUACAGCGAUAUAUGAAAUUAUGUUGUUACAAUUUUUUUUUUUUUCACAUUUUUUUUUUUGCAAAUUUAUUACGCUGUUGUUACUGUAUUAAAAAAAUUUUAUAAGUUAUGUUAACAAUUUAUACAAAAAAAAAAUGUAUAAAUUUGUAUGAAUAUAAUUAUAGUUUUUGUUAUUUUCACAUUCUUAAGAGAUGUGAAAAAUAUUUAGAAUUUUUAAUAUUAAAAUUUUGUAGCUGCCAAAAUGGAGCUUAGUUUAAUUUUGUUGUUAAAAUAACAACGCCACGCAAAAUUAUUGUCACCUAUUCUUUUGAAUGAAAUUUCCAAAGCAUUUAAUUGA
This is a messenger RNA of Condylostylus longicornis, 1586 nucleotides long. RefSeq names its product mitochondrial 2-oxoglutarate/malate carrier protein. The record is from RefSeq and is a predicted model, not a curated record. The transcript has 5 exons. NCBI's taxonomy places the organism in Eukaryota, Metazoa, Arthropoda, Insecta, Diptera, Dolichopodidae. The coding region runs from base 268 to 1197 and encodes 309 amino acids. Gene Ontology annotation, molecular function: sulfate transmembrane transporter activity; thiosulfate transmembrane transporter activity; malate transmembrane transporter activity. Gene Ontology annotation, biological process: phosphate ion transmembrane transport; succinate transmembrane transport; thiosulfate transport.